This is a messenger RNA of Sorghum bicolor (sorghum), 2471 nucleotides long. RefSeq names its product protein KINESIN LIGHT CHAIN-RELATED 1. Bases 277 to 2115 code for a protein of 612 amino acids. The transcript has 3 exons. The record is from RefSeq and is a predicted model, not a curated record. Lineage: Eukaryota; Viridiplantae; Streptophyta; Magnoliopsida; Poales; Poaceae. Gene Ontology annotation, molecular function: protein binding.
ACAUCUGAUGCCAACGUGAUCCCGUCCCGACCAUCCCCCGCGGCGGAACAGCUGCUGCACGGAGGAGAGGGACUCCACUGUCCAGUCCAGUCGUCCCUUGCAAGCAAGCAAGAGGCAGGGGAGGGACCCUUGCGUUGCGCUGCCCUUCCCAGCUUCCCUUCCCCGAAUGGUAUCGUGCGACCUCUAGUCGUCGCCAGCCACCUCUCCUCCCCCCCCCCUCUCCUCUCCAUCUCCACCACCAGGCUAGCUGUCUGCUCGCCCUCCCCACCCAGGACCAUGCCGGGCCUCGCCGCCUCCGACAACUCGCCCCCAUCGGCGGCGCCACCGCCACGGCGGCUCUCAUCGCCACUCCCCCGCCGGGCGCCGCCGUCCCCGUCUCCCUCGGCCUCCUCGCGCGCCAAGCCACGGAAGCCCUCUCCCUCGCCCGCUCCAGCACCCGACGCCGACGACUCGCUCGACAACCCGGAUCUGGGCCCGUUCCUCCUCAAGCAGGCACGGGACGCCAUGGUGUCGGGUGAGGGCGGCGGCGCCGCGCGCGCGCUCGAGUUCGCCGAGCGUGCCGCCAGGGCGCUCGAGCGACGCGGCGAGGGCGCCGAGCUCGAGCUCGCCAUGAGCCUCCAUGUCGCCGCCGCUAUACACUGUGGACUCGGUCGACACGCCGACGCCAUUCCUGUUCUCGAGCGCGCCGUCGCCGUCGUCACGCCGCCGCCGCCAGAGGCGCCUGCUGCUGACGGCGAGGGGGAGGGGGUGGGCGAGGCGGCUGGCGGCGGCGGCGACGACCAGCAGCGUGCUGAGCCUGACCAGAGGGGCGAGGAGUGGUCCCUUGCUGCCUUCUCUGGAUGGAUGCAGCUCGGCGACACGCACGCCAUGCUCGGACGCAUGGAUGAGUCCAUUGCCUGCUAUGGCAAGGGGCUCGAGAUCCAGAUGGCCGCGCUCGGCGAGCGCGAUCCCCGCGUCGCCGAGACCUGCAGGUACCUUGCGGAAGCACAUGUGCAAGCUCUGCAGUUCGACGAGGCAGAGAAGCUGUGCCGCAAAGCCCUCGAGAUCCACCGGGAGCACAGUGCUCCAGCAUCCCUCGAGGAGGCCUCGGACCGCCGCCUGAUGGCCCUCAUCCUGGACGCCAAGGGCGACUACGACGGUGCCCUUGAGCACCUCGUGCUUGCCUCGAUGACCAUGGUUGCCAACGGCCGUGACAUCGAGGUUGCCACCAUUGACGUCGCCAUAGGCAACACCUACCUCGCCCUCGCCCGCUUCGACGAGGCCGUCUUCUCCUACCAGAAGGCGCUGACUGUUCUCAAAUCGGCCCGUGGCGACGACCAUCCGACGGUAGCGUCAGUCUACGUCCGCCUUGCUGACCUUUACCACCGGACAGGCAGGCUCCGCGAGUCCAAAUCCUACUGCGAGAACGCCCUGCGUGUCUAUGCCAAGCCCGCGCCUGGUGCUGCUCCUGAUGAGAUUGCUGGAGGCUUGAUGGAGAUUGCUGCCAUCUAUGAGGCACUUGGUGAUCUCGAUGAGGCCCUAAAGCUUCUUCAGAGGGCGCUCAAGUUGCUUGAGGACUCACCGGGGCAGUGGAGCACCGUUGCUGGUAUUGAGGCACAAAUGGGUGUUCUGUACUACAUGGUGGGGAGGUAUGCAGAUUCAAGGAACUCAUUUGAGAGCGCGGUUGCAAAGUUGAGGGCCAGUGGUGAGAGGAAGUCAGCAUUUUUCGGCGUUCUAUUGAACCAGAUGGGGCUAGCUUGCGUGCAGCUGUUCAAGAUAGAUGAGGCUGCACAGUUGUUUGAGGAGGCAAGGGCAGUUCUGGAGCAGGAGUGUGGCGCUUCUCAUCCUGAUACUCUUGGUGUGUACAGCAACCUUGCUGCAAUCUAUGAUGCCAUGGGAAGAGUGGAGGAUGCAAUUGAGAUCCUGGAGCACGUGCUGAAGGUGAGGGAAGAGAAGCUUGGCACAGCGAACCCAGAUGUGGAGGAUGAGAAGAAGCGGCUGGCGGAGCUCCUGAAAGAGGCAGGGCGGUCCCGAAACCGGAAGCAGAAGUCGCUGGAGAACCUGUUCGUGACCAACUCGCAGCGGGCGAAGAAGGAGGCCGGGAGGAGGUGGUCCAACUUCGGGUUCAGGAGCUGAGGAGCUACAUCGAUGGUAGACGUCACCUGGCGGCGGUGGCCUUUGUAACAUAAAGGAGGAAAGUGAAAGGGAAAGGAAAAGGAAAGAAAGCACGUGUAAAAAUGUUGUUGUAGGUUAUUAUUGUUAGGAAGGUGAUGAUGAUUGUGUUUGCUGUUGGUGUAUGUGUGGCACUGCAUUACUGUUAUUGUCUUGGGGUUAUUUUCGAGUUAAAUUUGUUUUUUUAUAUGUCGCGGUUAUUAUUAACUGGGUGCUGUUGUACCUUGAGAAGAGAAUAUUGUCUUUGUGGUGGACUGGUGGUGAUUGGUGAUGUAGCUGGUGAGAAUACCUGUGAUUGUUUGGUGGUGCAAUUGCUUCCA